Drosophila takahashii is the source of this 3262-nucleotide messenger RNA. Its product is annotated as endoplasmic reticulum aminopeptidase 1. NCBI's taxonomy places the organism in Eukaryota, Metazoa, Arthropoda, Insecta, Diptera, Drosophilidae. Gene Ontology annotation, biological process: peptide catabolic process; proteolysis. The record is from RefSeq and is a predicted model, not a curated record. Gene Ontology annotation, molecular function: peptide binding; metalloaminopeptidase activity; zinc ion binding. Gene Ontology annotation, cellular component: cytoplasm.
UGCCAGGGCGCGAACAGAUACAGUUUUUCGAUUCGAUUCGAUUCGGUGCGCGUUAUUCGUAUCACCAUGAUCACGCCGCUGUCUGGAGUGGCGGUUUCGGGUGCUUUUCUGGUGACCCUGGCCCUGGUGGUCGGCGGAUCUCUGGCGGAACCCCAGCGCAGGGAGCGUUCCCUGCGACUGCCCAACGAAACCUAUCCGCUGUUUUACCAGCUGCACAUCUCCAGCGAUAUUCACAAGGGCACGCUGCUCUUCAGCGGAAAUGCCACCAUUGACGUAGCCAUUCGGCAGUCGACGAACGAGAUAGUGCUGCACGCCAAGAACCUGUCCGAUAUUCAGAUUACUGUCCGCCAGUUGACGGACGUAGGAUCCGAGAUCGUUGACGACCUGACACACACGCUCCAUCACGCGGGGGCUUUUCUCAUCAUCCAUCCCAGGGAGAAUUACGCGGCCUUCGAGGAGGGCCAGCAAUAUCGCCUGGAGAUCCUCUACACGGCCACCAUGACGUCGCGCCCCGCGGGUCUUUACUACAUGGAUUAUAGGGAUGAGGAGACCAACCGCACCUCAUACGUAGCCGCCACGCAAUCGGAGCCCACAUAUGCACGUCUUAUCUUUCCCUGUUACGAUGAACCGGGAUUCAAGUCAAACAUUAGUAUAAGGAUAACCCACGGAAGCAGCCAUUCGGCCAUAUCAAAUAUGCCAGUCAAGGAAAUACUGUCGCAUGGCGAAUUAAAAACCACCUUGUUUCAUACAACCCCUCCAAUUUCCACCUACCUUGUGGCCUUUGUCAUCUCCGAUUUCGAGAGCAUCUCUGAGACUUAUCGAGGGGUCACUCAAAGUAUCUACACCCCGCCGAUUUACAAGAAAAAGGGUCAUCAUGCCCUGAAGAAUGCAGUGAGGACGGUGGCGGCAUUCGAGGAUUAUUUCGGCAUUUCCUAUCCCUUGCCAAAAUUGGAUCACGUGGCGCUAAAGAGGAACUAUGGAGCAGCCAUGGAGAACUGGGGUCUCAUCACUUACAAGGACUCCAAUUUGCUGAUGAACGGAUCGACGGAUCAACGCCAUCCGAUUUGGGACAAGAUUACUCAGAACCAUGAGAUCGCCCAUCAGUGGUUUGGCAAUUUGGUCUCGCCGGAGUGGUGGACCUACACUUGGAUGAAUGAGGGAUUUGCAACAUACUUCGGCUAUGUGAUCACUGAUUUGCUCUACCCCGAGUACGAAAUAAUGGACGUCUUUAUUUCCCAAGAGGCUGACAGUGCCUUCAGCUACAACAGCUUCUUUGAUGUCCGCCCGAUGACCUACUACGUGGAGGGUGACAAGGAUAUCAUGAAGGUCUUCGACAUCAUCUCCUACAAGCGGGCCGCCUGCGUGAUCAAGAUGUUCCACAACGCCUUCCGGCAGAAGCUCUUCGUGCGAGGCAUCAGUCACUUUCUGGAGAAAUAUCAUUAUAGCGUGGCCAACGAGCUGAACCUCUUCGAUGCCCUCCAGACGGAAAUUCAGGAGGAUGAGUACCUUUCCCAGAAGUCAUGGGCGUCGCGCAUAAGGGACAUCAUGCUCUCCUGGACGCACAGUGAAUGGAUGCCCAUUUUGAUGGUCACGCGGAACUACGAGAACAACACCAUCACAUUUAGACAGCGAUCGGUGCACUCCAAGGACGAGCUCUGGUGGAUACCAAUCAACUUUGCCACCUCACAGUCGCCCGGUUUCGAGGACACCCAAGCGGAGAUAUUCAUGCCGCCCCAAUCGCAGUAUUCGGUGGCCCUGGAGGAUCUGAAUAUCCAUCUCAGCGGCAGGGAUUGGCUUAUGGUGAACAAACAGGAGACGGGCUUCUAUCUCGUUCACUACGAUACGGAUAAUCUGAUGGCCAUUGCCAGGCAGCUGCAGGCCAAUCACUCAGUGAUCCAUCGCAUAAAUAGAGCCGGUCUCUUCCGGGAUCUAAAGCCCCUCAUCGAGCACAACGAAAUCGAACAGGUGGCCGUGGUGUUCGAAAUACUAAAGUACCUUGAGUUCGAGGAGGACAUGCUGACGUGGUACCAAGUGGCAGAUUCCAUCGAGUGUUUGACGAGGAACCUUUUUGGAACAUCCUCACAGAACCUCUUCAACGAGUUCGUGCGCCGCCUGGUCAGUCCGAUUUUCCGGCGGGUUUACGUGGAACAGAGUUUGAACACGUCUCUGGAUGCAAGCAAUGGGAUCCUUCAAAUGGCCUGCUCAGCUGAUCUUCCCGAGUGCCUGGACUACACACGCCGCGUGGCCAAGGAGUAUAUCAUCAAUAAAAUCAACCUGACAACGGAAUCUGAAUACUUUGCCACCUACGAUACUGUCAUGUGCAUGGGAGCUCGUUACCUUAGCGAUCGGGACUUUCACACGGUAAUAGAUAUGCUGCAGGAGGCAGAUCGCGAGUCGGUUUACUACGACGACUUGAUUUAUGCACUACGGUGCACUCAGAGUCAUAGGCACCUGAACUACUACCUGGAAGUCCUGCUGGGCGAGAAUUCCACCCAUCUGAUCCUGACCGAACCCGAGGACAUGAUGUAUCUGCUUUAUGUCUACAAAUCGAAUCUGGCCUCUCGUCCGAUCAUCUGGCAGUACAUCGAGCGCAACUACAGGCGGCUCUGCCGGUCGCCCAACUUCUUGGAACACUUUAAACAGCUAGCCGGAUUUGUUCCCCGACAUCAGAGGAUGCAAUUUGUGAGGCUGCGCCAGACUAUUGCAAACCACAUAAAGUCGGAGGGUCUUUAUCCCAGCCAAAGCCUGAUCGAAUCGGAUUCGCCCCUGGUGGGCAAGAAGGUGAAGAUCAGCGAAGACUUCCAGGACAAGUUCGAGCAGCAGAUCCACAACUGGCUGCUAGACGAGAUCCCUCAGCUGUCCGGCAAAAGCGAUGCCCUGUUGGCCGCAUCCCUCAGUGCGGCCAAUGGAUCCAGCCGGCCAGAGGGAAUGCUGAAGGAGGCAACUAGGGUGUUGCGCAGUGCGUUACAAAUAGUUGAUAUGUAUAGGUGAUCGGUGAUCGCUCUUGUUUCUACUAGAGACUUCAUAAGUACAAGCUUUUUACCAAAUAAAUUAAUUCCUAUAAAACAACACACUCGAGUAAAAUCAAUUAACAGUUUAGAGCUUUUCACCACUUUGCGAAUAACCGAUAAGUGAACUUAGUUUGUAUAUGGUAUAUGGUUCUGUGGGGAGUUGAUAAGCAGGUAUAAAACGCAAUUCAUCGGCCAUAAAUAGUCAUCUGAUCUAUAGCCUAUUUUUAUACGCCAAACUUUAAAAAGAGUAU